GUGGCAGCGGUCCAUAUUUUCGGCCGGGACAGUAGCACGGUCAGCAGCAGCGAAAGUGAGAAAUAACUCAGUAAACUGGGAUAAAUCUGACCGCGAGGACUGAUGAGCGAACAAAAACACAUAUGAAGGGCAGCAGGAUGAAUGUGGAGACUCUCAGUAAAGCUGAACUUCUGAUGCUGCUCAGCAUUUUGGAAGGAGAACUGGAAGCACAAGAUGUAGUCAUACACACACUCAGGGCACAACAGAGAGAUGCUUUUGUACAAGAGCGAUAUGGACAUUACAACCUCCGUGACCCCUUCAUAGCACUGCUGAGAGACAGCGAGCUAUCGCAGGCUCAGGAUGAUGGAGGGCAGAGUCCCGUGUGUCUGAACCCGCUGGGCGUGUUGAAGCUAGUGAUGGCCCACUGCACCAACAUGAAGGAGAAAAUGAUGAAACAGCUCGCUACCGCAGAGAGGAGACACAGACGGGUAAUAGCUGAUUUAGAAGAAGAGAAACGACGGCGUGCUCAAGACAAUGCUGUGGGUGAUGACAUCACUGCCAUGCUGGAGACGGAACGAGACAGACUACUUCAACAGCUGGAGUUUGAGAGGGCUCAAGUCGAGCAUUUAGAACGUGAGCAGUCAGUCCUGUCGAAUCAAGCUGAGGAGGAUUUAGCGCAGCAGCAACAGUUAUCUUCGACACUGGCGAAAGAAUGUCAGAAGGCUACAGCACGGGCAGAGGAGGAGAGCCAGCGGGUUGCAGAUCUCAGCUGCCAAUUGGAACAGGAGAGCAGUGCCGUCAAAACCCUAAAGGAGGAGCUGGAGAGUGAACGUGCUCAUGCUCAGCAGAUAGAGGCCAGAGCUGAGAGAAAGCUGGCCGAAUUGGAUACAGAGUGCGAGCAGAUGAGAGGGAAACUACUGAAGGAAGAAAAACGAUAUCAGGAGCUUUUGGAGAAGUUCAAUAGUCUAAAGAAAGAGUUGGAUGAAAUGAAAGAAAGAGAAAAGGCAGGACUGGAAAAGGACAAUGAAGAAAAGGUAAAAACUCCACAGAAAGCAACCACAGGGAUCACGCCUCCUCUUAGUCAAACAGAAGUCGAUGGCAAAACCAUUGCAGCUAAAUCAUCUCCGCAACCCAAGCUAAAUGGCCACCACACUCCCAGAGAACCAGAGUCUCCAGCAGACGAGAGGUGCAAGGAAGUGGGAUCGGCGGACAAUGGGAUAGUGCUCCCUGGAGGAAGUGGAGCCUUGCAGUGUCUCUCCCCCAGCAGUCCCGCCUCGUCCUCCCUUAGCUCAUCUCCUUGCUCUUCCCCAGUACUGACCAAGCGUCUGGCCUCUAUAGGCUGCUCUAGUCCGACCUAUCCAUCCUCUUACCAGGCCAGCAUCAACCAGCGAUUCCAAGCAGCACGCCACAAGUUUCAGCAGCAAGCUGAGGCAGAGCACCAACACGGAGCAUCCAUUGUCCACUCGCCUCGAGACCUCUCUCCUACUGCGACUGCUCCUACUACUCCAGACAAUUCUACUGCAAAGCAGAUUGCCCGCAACACUGUCACUCAGGUGCUGUCGCGGUUCACGAGCCAACAAGCAACAAGUAAACUCCCUCCGUCCAACAGCUCACCCUUUGGCACUGAUUACCGCAGCCUGGCCGCAGCCUCCUCGCCGACAGCGAAGAGUCCGGGGGUUAUUUCACCAGGGAUCCGCUCACCAAUAAUUCCUAGGGCGGAGAAGAUUCAUCCACCCGCUGUUCCUCCUAAAAAGCAGGGGGUCAACCAGUCUCCCAGCUCACCGGUUCCUUCUGGUAGGGCCAGCCACUUCCCUGAGCUCUCUGGGAGCUGUGGUCUCACCAGUGGUCAGGAAGAUGCAAAAGAGUUUGACUUGGUCAUGUCGUCAUCUAGUUAACCAGCCUAAAGUUCACAGCCUGUUCUUAGCCUUCUCCACUCCAUUCCCUCCAGUGGCAUCUAAAGCACUCUCUCCUUCUUUUGUUAUUUUCACCCUCAUUGUCUUGUCAUAGUUGUUAAUUCUUGUCCUUAAAUGGAUAGUUCAUCCAAAAAAUGAAAAUUCUUUACUCACCCUCAUGCCUUUAUUACCUUUUUGGAUCUUUUUGCUCUCCUGGACUUUCAAUGGAGGGACAGAUAUCUCUCACUGAAAAGUAUCUUCAUUUGUGUUUUGAUGAUUACUCAAAGUCUAAUAGGUUUGGAACAACACGAGGAUGAGUAAAUGCAGACAGAAUUUUCAUUCUUGGGAGAACAAUUCUUUUAAGUACCUCGUUUUGGAUGUCUCCUUAUCUGAAACAGUUCAGGUCUUGGAACCUUUGCAAAUGAGCUAAUGUGGUAAAGAAAGACAUCCAGAAUGUGCAGUGAUACAAUACUCCAGAACUGAAAACCACUGGUCUGAAAGGGUAGCCAAGCCUUCUUCUGGAGAACUACCUUUCUGCAGAAUUUUGCGCUAACUUUAAUCAAACAACCCUGAACCAGCUAGUCAAGGUGUUCUGGAUUACUUGAAGAUUAAAGGCAGGUUGUGUUGGAACUGAGCUCUGCAGGAAGGUAGCUCUAUAGAAAUGGUCGGUUACCUCUGCUCUAGUGUACCUUGUACGUUUUCUCCAAGGUUGUCCAACUCUGAUUUUGGAGGGUUACCUGCAGAGUUUAGCUCUAACCCUGAUUAAACACUCCUUAACCAGCUAAUCAAAGUCUUCAGGAUUACUAGAAACAUCCAGGCGGGUGUAUUGGAGCUAAACUCUGUUGAAAGGUGGUCGUCCAGGAGCAGAAUUGGACAUCUCCAUUGCAAUAGUAAGGCUGGCCACACACUAGACGAUUUUCAAAUCUUAACUGAUUUUAAAACCACAGGAGACCACAUACAUGAAGACCGUUUUAACUGAUUUUGAGCCUUAUAAUCGUUCUGUCUCAAAUGGGUACAGUUAAAUAAUCGUAAUGACACCACACCAUAUAGAGGAUUUUUUGGACAAAAAAAAAAAUAGUUUGCGACAAGCCUUUAAUCAGGACUCCCACCAAUCCCCCUCCCUCCCUAAAAUCUUCUAGUGGGCAGCCAGCUUAAGUGCACACAGAGGUGAUGCCUCACUGAAAACCUUCGGUAUCACAGAACAAACCUUAACCUGAGCCCAACCCAUAUCCUAACUGUGUGGAAAGUUCGAAAGGAACACACACAGCCAACCUGUUAAAUACUACUCCUCUAAGAUUGAAUCUAUUUAAAUACUAUUUCUUUUAAAGUUUUAUUUCAUUUUUAUUUUUUACAAAAAGAUUUUUAUUUAUCCUAAAAUGUUACUAUUAGUCCAUUCCUGAUGACCUGCACAGAUAAAAAAAAAAAAAAAAUAGUAUAUAAAGUAAAAACUAUGCUAAGCAAAUAGUGAUUAACCAAGUCUUUAACCAACCGGUCAGUCUUAGGCUACUAAUGCGGUCUUGAUCUGUGUCUGGCUAAUGUGUGACAUUUAUUUUAUGUUUAUGGUAUAUAUAUAAAGUAUUGGUUUUCUGGCAAGCAGUAAUAUAAUAUGAUGUGCAGUUGCUGUUAAUUUCCUAAAUCUUAGAAAUUAACUACUGGAGAUAUGAACUGAUAUGAAACAGUCAUGGAAAACUCUGUGUCCUACUGUAUUGCACCAUAACUACAUUGUCCUCUAGUGUCAAUCUGAAGCGCUGCUCAGGAAGCUGCCACCUAGUGGUCGGGCAGCAUUAAACAACAGCCAAACCAGAAUACCUUCUCUGUAAAUGAAGAAUAAAAAUGAAAUUCUUCUUGAGAAUCAUGAAAUGUGACAUGAUAGUCAACAAUAUUUACAAUCAAAUCAAAAUGUUAUGUUCUGAGAAUGUAAGUCUGGGUCUAAUAACCAUGCCUGGAUGUAUUACUCCAUCACUGAUCUUUAUGUUUAUGCUGUACAGUCUUAUCUUUAAAAAAUUAAUUUUAAUUAAAUAUUAGGUAGACCCUAUAGCACCAGUUUACAUGAUUCACAACCAUGGUAAAAGCACAAGUGAGUAAUGUCAUCAUUUAAUGAUUACUUUACCCUGGGACUUUGUUUUCUUACCGGUAUUCUUCUUGAAGUCUUAACUUUUUAGUAUAAAAAUAGACAUGAUUUUAUGUUUGUGUAAAAAUCUUGCUGGCAUUAAGGUAUUGCUCACAUGAAUACGCUCACGAGAGAACAAAGUAUGUUGGGUUUUUAUGAGUAAAUGUGGUGCAUGUAUCUGUCCUGUCCUACAUAGGUUUCAGCUGUUCUUUGUCAUUUAAUGUUUCUGUUUUUAAAUACCUCACCAUUUCUCCUACUGUACUGAAACCUUUUUAAGUAGCAGUUUAGAUUUUUACUACUGGAAUGUUUGUUUUUUUGUGCAUCAAUAAACCUGAACCGACACUUGGAAUUUUUAUAUUUCUACCCGAGAAUUUCAAACUUUUAGCUAGUUGUAUGAAAAUACAGUUUGUUAAAUUAGUUGCAUUUUUCCAGAUGAUUUUUACACGUUAGCGGUGUUGAAUAAAUUUAUGACCAACUGUAUUUCAUCCCCUAAGCUAAUAAAGUUUUUUUUUUUUUUUUUAAGUUAGUUUUUUUAUUCCUAUGCAUUUGACAUUUUGACUGUAGGCCUCACCCUAAAAAUAUCACUAGGACUAAAUCUGUAAAGACGUCAGGCACAAACACAACAGUUUACACAAUAAAGGCUCAGAAGUAACCAUUUAGUCAUUUUGGUGCCAUUUACUGUGAGCAGACGUUACGUUUGCAUGAUUUAAAAUCUGAAAAAAUAAAGGUUAUGAGACAGAGAAUAUGCCAGUCUUACAGGAUGGGUGUAUUUUACAGAUGAUCUUUGAUGGAACAGUCAAGACAAACAAGGUUAACGAGAAAGCAGGGUGGCAGAAACAUGCACUUGCAACACUGAUGGAGCCCUCAGUACUCUGGACAAGAGAGAGACUCAGAUGUACUGUGUGGGUUGUGGAUUUGUUGCAGACUGGAUACCCUAAAUGCAUCACAAGUACCUGUAACAGACAGUCUAAACCUCUAUACGUGAAGAAAAUUCAUCUGGUGUAUAAAUAUAAAACUCAAGAUUUAAUUUGGAUGCCUUUGCCACCAAAGAGGGUUAUCCAUGGGUUUAUUUAUUCUGUCUUUUUGGGUUAUUCAACCAUUUUAGUUUAGCAGACUGUGAGUCAGACAAAGAUACGGUGAAAGCAGUUAAGACAGAUGGACUCUCCAAACCCAGACACAAAGCCCAUUCCCCUCCUCUCCUCGCCUGACCUCAUGCAUUCCGUUACAGCCUGGACAGUUGAGGAAAGGACAGCAGGAAAUCUCAUCUCCAGGUUGUCAGUAGGCGGAGGAGGAGGAAGGUGGGAUUGUCGCCUGACUGGGGUUUGGAGAUACAGUGAGUGAGGCAUUAAUUAUCCACCGUUUUAAAACACAAAAACCGUUUGCACAAGCAUUGCAGCUGUCACAGUUCACAAAAAAAAAAGACAAAUCAAAACAA
Messenger RNA from Onychostoma macrolepis, 5416 nucleotides. RefSeq names its product CTTNBP2 N-terminal like b (gene cttnbp2nlb). The record is from RefSeq and is a predicted model, not a curated record. NCBI's taxonomy places the organism in Eukaryota, Metazoa, Chordata, Actinopteri, Cypriniformes, Cyprinidae. The transcript is spliced from 5 exons. The coding region runs from base 123 to 1874 and encodes 583 amino acids.